UACUAAACCAGGGAGGGUUAUCACAGUUUUUUUUUUUAUUUAUUUAUUGUUAUUAUUUUUUUAUUCUUAUUUUUUUUUUGCUUUGCAGGCUGCACUCAAAAGUUGUGUUUUCGGAGAUGCAGAGCUGCGCAAAGUCGUGGGGAAUAUUUUUCUGCAAGUCGCUGGAUCUGCGCGCGCCUUGCAGGCAUCUGAGCGGACAGAGUCGCGCGCUGUGGAAACUUCGGUACCGGAUCCAAAACAACGAGUCGUGCUUCACAGCAACCCGGCGUGUGCACGCGUCUGCAGCCGCCGCCGCCGCCUCCUCCUCCAGGCAGAUCGAGAGGAUUUUCCCCAGACACGAUGAUUUUGCGGAGCGGCACAUCGGUCCAGGUGAGAGGGAGAAGAGAGAAAUGCUGGACGCGCUCGGUCUGGAGUCGAUCGAACAGCUGAUCGAUAACACAAUCCCAGCCUCCAUCCGCAUGCACGGGAGCAUGAAAAUGGAUGAUCCCGUCUGUGAGAAUGAGAUUCUGGAGUCUCUCCAAAAAAUUGCAGCUGAAAACAAGGUAUGGCGGUCCUACAUCGGCAUGGGCUACUACAACUGCUCUGUGCCUCCGCCCAUUCAGCGAAAUCUCCUGGAGAAUUCAGGCUGGGUCACUCAGUACACACCCUACCAGCCUGAGGUCUCACAGGGUCGCCUGGAGUCUCUUCUCAACUACCAGACUAUGAUCUGUGACAUCACUGGCAUGCCUGUUGCCAAUGCUUCUCUUCUGGAUGAAGGAACGGCUGCCGCUGAAGCCAUGCAACUCUGCCACCGACAGAACAAAAGAAGGACAUUCUACAUUGACCCCCGUUGCCAUCCCCAGACCAUUGCUGUGGUGCAGACUCGAGCCAACUAUAUCGGAGUAAAAACUUUGCUGAAGCUGCCUCAUGAGAUGGACUUCAGUGGGAAGGAUGUGAGCGGCGUGCUUUUCCAAUAUCCAGACACUGAUGGUCGGGUGGAAGACUUCACCGCCCUUGUGGACCGUGCACACAAGGGAGGGGCCCUGGCAUGCUGUGCUACAGAUCUGCUGGCCCUCUGUGUGCUGCGUCCUCCAGGAGAAUUUGAUGUUGAUGUCGCACUGGGCAGCUCCCAGAGGUUUGGCGUUCCUCUCUGUUAUGGCGGCCCCCACGCUGCCUUCUUUGCCGUCAAAGACAAUCUGGUCCGAAUGAUGCCUGGCAGAAUGGUUGGAGUGACCAGGGAUGCAGCAGGUAAGGAAGUGUAUCGACUUGCACUGCAGACCAGAGAGCAGCACAUCCGCAGAGACAAAGCAACCAGUAACAUUUGUACUGCUCAGGCUCUGCUGGCUAACAUGGCUGCUAUGUACGUGCUGUAUCACGGCCCACAAGGACUCAAACACAUCGCUGAGAGAACUCACAGUGCAGCUCUGAUCCUUGCUGAAGGUCUGAAGAGAGCAGGGCACAGGCUGUCCAGUGACAUGUUCUUCGACACUCUAAAAAUCCACUGCAGUGUUGCAGCCAAAGACAUUUUGGAGAGAGCUGUGCAGAAGCAGAUAAACCUGCGUAUCUACACUGACGGCGUGUUGGGUGUCUCUCUCGACGAGACUGUGACUGAGAGGGACUUGGAUGACCUGCUCUGGGUCUUUGGCUGUGAAUCGUCAGCUGAGCUGAUUGCUGAAAAGAUGGGCGAGCGGGUAAAAGGAAUCAUGGGAAGUCCUUUCAAGAGGACGAGCAAGUACCUCACACACCAGGUGUUCAACAGUUACCACUCAGAGACCAACAUUGUGCGAUACAUGAAGCGACUGGAGAACAAGGACAUCUCGCUGGUGCACAGUAUGAUCCCAUUGGGCUCCUGCACCAUGAAGCUGAACAGUUCUUCAGAGCUCAUGCCCAUCACCUGGGGGGAGUUUGCUAACAUCCACCCCUUUGUGCCGCUGGACCAGGCAAAGGGUUACCAGAGACUCUUCAGGCAGCUGGAGGUAGACCUUUGUGAGGUGACAGGUUAUGACAAGAUCUCCUUCCAGCCGAACAGUGGCGCUCAGGGAGAAUACGCCGGCCUGGCAGCCAUUAAAGCCUACCUGAACUCACUGGGAGAAAGCGCAAGAAGUGUCUGCUUGAUCCCCAAAUCAGCCCAUGGCACCAACCCAGCAAGCGCUCAGAUGGCAGGAAUGAAGGUGCAGGUGGUGGAGGUAGACAAGGAUGGCAACAUUGACCUGGCACACCUCAAAGAUCUGGUCGACAAGCACCAAGCGAACCUGGCAGCCAUAAUGAUUACCUACCCCUCCACAUUUGGUGUGUUUGAAGAGAACAUCAGAGAUGUGUGUGAUAUGAUUCAUCAGCACGGUGGGCAGGUGUAUCUGGAUGGUGCCAAUAUGAAUGCACAGGUUGGCCUGUGUCGCCCUGGCGAUUAUGGCUCUGACGUAUCUCAUCUCAACCUGCACAAAACCUUCUGCAUCCCUCAUGGUGGAGGGGGACCUGGAAUGGGACCGAUCGGAGUGAAGGCUCACCUCGCCCCGUUCCUGCCUAGCCAUCCGGUGGUUCCCAUGCAUUCAGUCGACACCAGCAGCUCACUGGGCACCAUCAGUGCAGCCCCGUGGGGCUCCAGUGCCAUCCUGCCCAUCUCCUGGGCUUAUAUCAAGAUGAUGGGAUCCAAAGGCCUGGUUCAUGCCACAGAAGUGGCCAUCCUCAAUGCCAACUAUAUGGCAAAAAGGCUGGAAGGCCAAUACAAGGUCCUGUUCAGAGGCAAGAAAGGUUUUGUAGCCCACGAGUUCAUUCUGGAUUUGAGGCCUUUUAAGAAGACUGCAAAUAUUGAGGCUGUUGAUGUGGCCAAGAGGCUUCAAGAUUAUGGUUUCCACGCGCCCACCAUGUCCUGGCCCGUUGCUGGAACACUGAUGAUUGAGCCCACAGAGUCAGAAGACAAAGCUGAACUGGAUCGAUUCUGUGACGCUUUGCUUGCCAUACGACAGGAGAUUGCCGAAAUCGAGGAGGAGAGGAUGGACUCCCGCAUCAACCCUCUCAAGAUGGCGCCACACUCUCUGGCAUGCAUCUCCUCCUCCAACUGGGACAGACCAUACUCCAGGGAGUACGCGGCGUUCCCCCUGCCCUACAUCAAACCUGAGACCAAAUUCUGGCCGAGUAUCUCCAGGAUCGAUGACAUCUAUGGCGAUCAGAAUCUUGUGUGCACCUGCCCACCUAUGGAGGUGUACGAGUCUCCGUACGAGGAGAAGAGAGCCUCCUCAUAGGUGUCUCACUCCUUCAUCCUGCCUCAAUUGCUAAACUGCACAGACUGGAAUUAACAUCACCUGUGUGCUCGGGAACAUGUGAGGCCGCAUGGGCUCAAAGCCAUUCAUGGCCAAUUGUUUGUCAGAUCUGGUGCAGGGGUGGUAAAGUGUGACACAAACUUUUUAUAUAUAUAUAUGUGUGUGUGUGUGUGUUUAUACAUAACAGGCAUAAUGUAAGUAUAACGUAAGUAAGCCAAAUCAAAUGAGGAGGAAUCUAUUAUGGACAGAACCCAUCUCGACCUUUGCUGAUGUGUGCAGUGUUGUGGAAAAGAUUUUUUUGUCACAGCCCUGUACAUAUGAAGUUAUACUUGUAAAUUUUUUUUGGUUCUGUUUAUCCUUCUUUACAACAUUACUAUUUGUUGAACUAUUCGGCCAAUCAGAUGUUGAGUCUUCGAGCAUGUGUUAUUUCACAGUGGGACAACUUGAGCCCUCAUAGUUCAGUAGAUUAGGAAAUUAUUAUUCAUUUGUUUGCACUUAUGGAACAAAUCACCAAAAUCUGGUUCCUGGUAGAUUUUUUUUUUUUUUGGAUGUUCUUUUCAAUAAGAUGGUGAAACCACUUGAUCAGAGUAGCCUAACCCUGUCAAAAUGACAUUUCCCACAAUGGGUGUUUGAUAAUUGACAUUCUUCAAAUAUUUAGACCAAGUUAUGUUUUAGCUACGUAAAGAUGUAUUUUCAUGUAUAUUUUAAUGUAACAUGGAUAUUAUAAACAGUACUUGACACUGAA
Messenger RNA from Thalassophryne amazonica, 3981 nucleotides. RefSeq names its product glycine dehydrogenase (decarboxylating) (gene gldc). The transcript is spliced from 25 exons. The record is from RefSeq and is a predicted model, not a curated record. Gene Ontology annotation, cellular component: mitochondrion; glycine cleavage complex. Gene Ontology annotation, biological process: glycine decarboxylation via glycine cleavage system. The coding region runs from base 117 to 3218 and encodes 1033 amino acids. NCBI's taxonomy places the organism in Eukaryota, Metazoa, Chordata, Actinopteri, Batrachoidiformes, Batrachoididae. Gene Ontology annotation, molecular function: glycine dehydrogenase (decarboxylating) activity; pyridoxal phosphate binding; lyase activity.